Messenger RNA from Myxocyprinus asiaticus (Chinese sucker), 6851 nucleotides. Its product is annotated as myocardin-related transcription factor B-like. The record is from RefSeq and is a predicted model, not a curated record. The transcript is spliced from 17 exons. NCBI's taxonomy places the organism in Eukaryota, Metazoa, Chordata, Actinopteri, Cypriniformes, Catostomidae. Bases 312 to 3194 code for a protein of 960 amino acids. Gene Ontology annotation, biological process: smooth muscle cell differentiation.
CAUACAAGAGCGGCCAUUUUUCUCCAACACUAACUGCUACUCCAGCGAAGAAAGAAAAUAAAUGUCCUGUCGGAAGUUUAUUUUAUUCUAGAUGUGGCCUUUAUGUGAAUUCACCUGAUUUGGAAGCCAAAAACAACGGGACACCAUGACCUAGUGAACUUCUACAGGAGCACAGUGGCACAGAGUGUCCUUCCCCUGCCUGGCCCUCUUCUCCUCUGACAGACUGCCAUCAGAGGUUUCUGCCAGUCCCACCCACUUGCUGUCAUAGUUUCCAGAAAGAGACCCUCGCCUCUCCCUACGCCUGAAGAGAUAUGGAGUCCCUAGAGAGUCUGGGAAUGGAGGGGGCCUCGGUCACAUUGGGGGUCCUGGUGCCGAGCCCACGGAGUGAAGCAGUAACCCAUGACUUGGAGGAACUGUCUCUGCUGCCCACUCAGAGCCUUCCACCCAUUAAAGAGCGCAAGAACGUGCUGCAGCUCAGACUACAGCAGAGGCGCACACGCGAGCAGCUGGCAGAGCAAGGCAUCAUGCCACCGUUGAAGACUCCUGCAGCUUUUCAUGAGCAGGUCAGAAGUCUGGAGAGGGCAAGGACUGAGAAUUUCCUGAAGCAUAAGAUUCACAGCAGACCUGACCGUGCUGAACUGGUUCGUAUGCACAUCCUGCAAGAAACCCAGGCGGAGCCUUCUUUGCAGGCCACUCAGAUGAAACUCAAAAGGGCACGUCUAGCCGAUGAUCUCAAUGAGAAGAUUGCACAGAGGCCUGGACCACUGGAACUGGUGGAGAAGAACAUACUUCCUGUUGACUCAAGUGUCAAAGAGGCCAUCAUUGUUGGAGAAGUGAACUACCCAAAGACACUGGACGUUUAUAACUUUGAUGAGGACAGUAGUGACGCUCUGUCUCCAGAGCAACCAGCUAGUCAGGAGUCUCAGGGCUCUGCAUCGUCCCCUAUAGAGGCCAGAAUGCCUGAUGCUUCCUCUGUAUCGCCUCCGACUGGCUCCAACCUGCAGUUCUGUCCACCUACAACCCAGUAUACAGACUUCCUGAGUAGAACAUCAGUAGAAGAUCAAGCAAACAGUCGUGUAAUGACUGCCACUCAGCCAGUCACUGCUGCAACUCCCACUAAACCCGGACCCACCCUUGUGAAGCAGAGCCAGUUCAAACAACCCAGUGACAAGAGCCGCAGCAAGAAGAGUAAAGAACCCAAACCGCGGGUUAAGAAGCUCAAAUAUCACCAGUACAUCCCGCCCGACCAGAAGCAGGAACCCAAUGAAGCCCCAAUGGACUCUUCAUAUGCCCGGCUGCUUCAACAACAGCAGCAGUUCCUGCAGCUCCAGAUCCUUAGCCAACAGCACUACAAUUACCAGGCAAUACUGCCGGCACCCCUCAAGCUUGUGGCUGAGAGUCAGAACAGCUGCCCUAACGUCACCCUAAACAACAGCCCGACUUCAAUUGUGGUGUCUCUGCCCAGCGCAGCCCCUUCACGUCCCAACAACACCUUGACCAUUCGUAAACCAGGAGCUCUACCUGCUAACCUAGAUGAGAUGAAGGUGGCUGAACUCAAGAUGGAGUUGAAGCUGCGUGGACUUCCUGUGUCAGGCACAAAAACAGACCUCAUAGAAAGGCUUAAAGCCUACCAGGAGAGCCUUCAACAUGCUACAGCCAUGGACACCAACAUCUCCAAAUCUUCUCUGCAACCUGACAGCAUGAGCAUAACUCCUCCCAUGUCACCAGAGAGGCUGGAGGUCUCUAGUGUCAGUAUGGAGGAAAGCAGGGACAGAACGACCAAAUCUCCAACCCACUCACCCAUCAAACCCAAACCUGAAGACGUGGCCAUGGAGAUCAAGGUGUCAGAGAAAGACCAACGCCUCCAUGAGAAGGAGCGUCAGAUUGAGGAGUUGAUGCGUAAACUGGAACAGGAGCAGCGACUGGUGGAGGAGCUGAAAAUGCAGUUGGAGGUGGAAAAGAGGAGCCAGCAGGGCAGAGGGCAGCAGCCAGAACCCAUAUCACCAGUCCAGAUCAAAGAGGAGAACAGUGCUGCCCCCAGCUGCGGCUCUGAGCAGAGUCCCUUGCCACAAACUACAGGUGUGAAACAGGAAAAACCACAUGCUCAGAUGCACCAAGUCCCGGUCAAGCAAUUCUAUAUGAACACCCAGCAAGUUCCCCAGACGCAGGCCCUGAUCAACACCCAAACUGCCACACAGAUCCUGCUGCCCAUCUCACUGCCUGCCAACAUCAGCCAGCCCAGCAACUCCAUCACCACACAGGCGCAGACCAUUCUCCAAGCAACAGUGCCCAAUCUGGCUCAAAGCCUCAUCCAAACACCAUUGCUGCAAACACAGACAUCCAACAAUCCAUCAGAACAACAUUCAAACCAGACACAGUCUGCAAAUCAAGUGUUGCCCUUGUGUGGAAGCUCCUCUUCUGGGUUUGAGUACAAGCAGAACCAGCACCAGCACCAGCCUAUGGCCGAGAUGCCCCAGUGCUUCCUCAAUAACUCACCCAGUGUCUCACCCAGACACACUCCAAAUGGACCCAUUAACAAACCUCCCUCGCCCUGUCAGCUCAACUAUAUCCUCCAGCCAUCCACAUUCCCCAAUCACCACAGCCCAAAGAGUAAAGACCCGCCCCGCUAUGAGGAAGCCGUCAAACAGACCCGCAGCCAGCAAGCCACAAUGCAGGUACCCACUGCUACCAGUCAGCACAUGGACGAUUUGUUUGACGUUUUGAUUGAGAGUGGAGAAAUUUCUCCACUGACCAGGCAGGAUCCCUUACUGGACAAACUUCUCCCAGUGACUGCUAACGUCACCACCCUGCCCAUCAACACGGUGCUGUCACGCCCUCCCCCACAGAUACACGUGGCCCGCACGCCCAACCAACCCCAAGUGCCUCCACCCAGCAUGGUGGCCCUGGCCUCAGAUAACCAGUUGGAGGCCCUGCUGGAAGACGCUGAGCCACGAACCCUACGACUAAUGGAGGAGCUGAAGAACCAACUGCUGGAGCCAAACUCCCCAAUGGACACUUCAGACCUGACCUUCACCGACACACCAACCUACGCAAUCCAUCUGCAGGACACCACCCUGGACAACAUGGAGUGGUUAAACCUGACGAUGCCCGGACCUGCUGGUAUCUCCUCUCCGGCUCCAGUCUUCUCCUCUGAUUUCUUGGACUCAUCUGAUCUACAGUUACACUGGGAGUGAGGACACAUGGGAAGGAGAUUAUGGAGCAUCAAAAUGUUCUGAAAAUAUAUGUGAAACUUGAGGGACCAUUAGCACCGAGGCACAGUGCACAGACACUGAAAACUGGCUUUGGUGAUUGAUUGUGCUCCCUGCAAUGUUCUGGGAACUUUAGUUUUUGGUUAUAAAAAACAAUAAGAACUGGUUCACAAAAAAAUAGCCAAACAGGAACCAUAUGCUAAAGUUAGGGGAACGUUCUGUGUUUCCUGGGUUAGACUUUGGUGAUCUUACGAGGACCAUUGAAUCAGGAGUGGUCCACUGUGCCCAAACCACAAUCUAAACAUACAGCAACCACUGAUAGCUUAGCAUCAGCUUUUCUCGUGUGCGCCUAUAAAUGCAGGCCUGUGUGCGGCAGUAUAUUAUUACCAACAUCUCUUUCAAGGCAGAAAAAGAAUGUAGAGACACUUGGACAUUUUUCAGCUAUGUAUUUAGGCAGUUUUGACUUUCUGAUUUUCAUAUUACGAAGCAGUCUUUAAAACAUUAGCUAUAUUAUAUAGAAAUGUUAAUGUUGUUUUCUAGAAUUUUUCCUGGUUUAAUUUCUUCGAACUGAGUUUUGGGGAAAGGUAGGAUUAUACAUACUGUACAUUAGUGUGCCUUCACUGUUUACAUUGCCCAGAAACACACUAGUUUUAGAAUUUGUUAAAGGGAUGGUUUACACAAAAAGGAAGAUUCUUUCAUUAUUUACUCCUCUUAAUAUCGUUCCAAACCCAUAUGACUUUCUGUCUUCUGCGGAACACAAAAGGAGAUAGUUUAAAGAUUGUUGUGAUCACUGAUUUCAGUACAAUAGCAUCUGAUAGUAACUCAGUUUAACAGAGUGAGUCAUCUAUGCAGUGCCCAAAUCAGAUAUGGCAACAUGUUAUACAGUGUUGCGUUAGUUACUCAAAAAGUCAAAUUACUAAUAACUUCUCUUAAAUUGUAAUCACAUUAUGAAUGAUUAUGUAAUUGAAAAGUAAUCACAUUACUAAUUAUUUUGAAGUUACUUUCUAAAACACGUCACAGAAAUGUUUUGAUUUUGAUGGCUAUAUUUCCUCUUCGUUGUCGCACACCCUUCAGCUGUCACAGAAAUGCAAACAGACGUACAUAUGAAUCAUAUUUUAAAUGUAUUUUACAUAUUAUUUUAGAAAUAUGUGUAACUCAAAUAAUGUACUUAAAAAGAAUUACCUUAAUUGAAAGUCUGUAACUGUAAUCUGAUUACAAGAAUUUAAAAUGUAAUGCAUUACACUACUUUUUGACUUAAAAGUAGAUUACAGUAACUAAUUACUUUGUAAUCAGAUUACACCCAACACUUUGUGUCAAUAACAUUGACUCUCAUUGGUUCUUGAGAAUCUCGUGACAUGAGGUUUGAUGUUACUUGCGUGUCGCCAUAUUUGAUUUGUGCUCUGUAUACAUGAGUUGAUCAGUGAUUUGAAAGUGACUAACAACUUAAAUUUUGGUCUAUUCAUCAUACAAAUUGACCAAAUGCUUUCAGAGGACUUGGAAUAUGAACUGCUUUUAUGACACCUCUGGGUGGGUUUUUAAGCUUUAAAGUUAGUCACUAUCAACUGCUGUUGUAUGGAAAUCGUUGAUCGUAACAAUCUUUGAAAUACCCCCUUUUGUAAUCUGCAGAAAAAGUCAUGAUUUUGAAACGACAUGAGGGUGAGUAAAUAAUGACAGAAUUUCCAUUUUAGGCUUAACUAUUUAUUUAACUAUGUGUAGAGUUUUCAAAUGUCAGACAUUCGUGAGGAAAACGUUGUGCCAUGGUAAUUGUUAGCCAUGUUACGUCGCCUUCGCUGAAUAAACCUGUCUAGUGGCUCUCAUUAGAUAAACCAUCAGUUAACCUUUGCUUAAGGGUACUCUAAAUUAUGGCAGCUAAAUAAUGGCACACAAGACAAAGAAGAGAAAUCUAUGGCAACCUGUUGUCUUCAAUUUGUAAAACAUUCAAAUUCAUUCAUGUCAGAUCACUUGCAACCGGUGUGUGGACAAGGUGAGGGAGUGAGUUUGUUUACCAAACCUGACACAGGGCCAAAGAGACACAAGAGAAUUAGAGGCAGGGAGACACACACAAACUUUGACCUAUACGGGUCUUAAUCAUACCACACAAACGAGUAGAGGUGAGUCUGCACAGGAUUUCGCUCAUACAGACCAGCUGAACUGGCAUUGUUGCAUGUAUUAUCUAGGGAACCGACACAAAACAGAACCCAGUGUAAUUUCCAUAUCCAGAUGUGAUUAGAAUGACAUCGGAGUGUCAUAGUGUCACUUAUUUACUAUAGUACAUCCCACAUUUGUUUCAGUAAAAGACUUUCUUUCUUCUGCUGAACACAAAUGAAGAUUUUUAGAAGAAUAUUUCAGCUCUGUUGGUCCAUACAAUGCAAGUGAAUGGAAGACCAGAAUUUUAAGCUCCUAAAAGCACAUAAAGGAAACAUAAAAUUAAUCCAUAUGACUCCAGUGUUUUACACCAUGUCUUAAGAAGUGACAUGAUAGGUGUGGGUAGGAAAAACAAUAUUUACAUAUUUUUUUUACUAUAAAUCUUCACUUUUACUUUCAGAAUGUGAAAAUAGAGAUUUAGAGUAAAAAAGGAAUUAAAUAUUGUUCUGUUUCUCACCCAAACAUAUAAUAUAGCUUCAGAAGACAUGGAUUAAAAACCUGGAGCUGUAUGGAUUGUUUUUAUGCUGCCUUUAUGUGCUUUUUGGAGCUGCAAAGUUCUGGUCACCAUUCACUUGCAUUGUAUGGACCUACAGAGCUGAAAUAUUAUUGUACAAAUCUUCGAGUUUAGCAGAAGAAAGUCAGUCAUACAGAUCUGGGAUUGCAUGAGGGUGAGUAAAUGAUGAGAGAAUUUACAUUUUUGGGUGAACUAUCCCUAUAAGGUGUGUUUUAUUUUUUUAUUUUUUUUAUGUGAAAAUGUAGCGACAUCUGCUGGAUAUUUUGAAAAAGACAGCUAAAUGAAUCUGUUUUCAGAUAUAUUACUCUCUGAAUUUGUUUUGUGCAAUGUUUGUCAGAUACAAUAGUAGACUUCUCCCUAGACUCUCAUAAAUGUUGCACUUACUUGACCUUUGACUGAGCAUUAACUCACUGACAAUCAGUUCCUUAUCCAAACACAUUGACCAAGCGAAAGAAUGUAUUUCUAGAUUUAGAAAUGUUAUUUCUAAAGGGAUAUCAUACUUCCGUCUCUACUGGAGACCAAAAGUUCUUAAUUAUUUAAACACACCAACUUACUGCAUUUAUGCAGAUCUCGCAUAUAGUUUAAACAUAAAUAUAUGGCUGCAUAAAUAUUUUUAGUGUGGAAAAAUGAUCCUGUCUGUUGCAGUCAAGGCUGUGGUGCAUAAAAUUCAUAUUUUAGAUGAGCUUGUAAAGAUGAUUAGGGAUGUGUAUAUAUUUUUUCGUCCUACAUGCCAAUCAAAUAAAUUGAUAUGUAAUGAAGAGCUAUAGUCUUUAAAAGACGAGUAGGGAAGUAUUUCAUAUCUUACUGACACUUUGGAGUAUCAAGUAGAUUGUAUGACUCAUAUUUUGCACCAUUUAUAUAUUGUUACAUUACAUAUAUUUUAUACAUACAUAUUUGUGCAACUGUAAAUAAUGUUUUGAGGUUAUCUUUGUACAUAUGUGUAUUGUAUAUACAGCCUUUUAUCAUUAAAAUGUUUCUGUAUU